Molecule: messenger RNA, 810 nt
Organism: Blumeria graminis f. sp. triticale
Lineage: Eukaryota; Fungi; Ascomycota; Leotiomycetes; Helotiales; Erysiphaceae
Source: the annotation of a GenBank genome assembly
CAUCCGAGACGUCUUGUUGCAGACCCUAUAUCAACCCAAUCGAGCCCAGUUCCCUCAUUCUUGUGCCCUAACGCCCAUCAUAUCGAAUUUCUCUAUCCCACCAUGCCCAAAAGCAAGCGUGCCAAAGUUGUGAAUCUUUCCAAAGUCGGAAAGAAGGGCAAAGAGCUAUCCCAAAAGCUUUUCCGAAAUGUACGCGAAUGCCUGGAUCAGUACGCUUACUGCUGGGCCUACAGUGUCGAAGCCAUGCGAAAUACUUACCUAAAGGAUGUACGCAAUGAACUCUCUGAUAGCCGAUUAUUUUUUGGCAAGACAAAAGUUAUGGCUAAGGCUCUAGGCCUCACGCCUGAAGAAGCAUAUCAGCGCAAUACUGAAAAGCUGGCCGUGCACCUAAAUGGAGACAUGGGACUUUUGUUCACAAACCGAGAGCCCCAAUCUAUCAUUGAUUACUUUGAGAACCUCGCAAAAACCGAUUUUGCUCGUGCGGGAACAGAAGCAACAAGAGAUUUCUCCAUACCAGCUGGAAUUGUCAUGAGUACAGGAGGGCAGAUUGCGGCAGAGGACGAUACACCAUUGGCCCAUAGUCUAGAGCCUGAGCUGAGAAAAUUGGGCAUGCCGACCAGCUUAGAGAAAGGAAAGAUAAUACUGCAGAACGAUUACACUGUCUGCAGGGAGCAUGAUACGUUGGACAGUCGGCAGACCAGACUGAUGAAGUUAUUUAACCUUGCAACGGCCGACUUUAGGGUUUCUUUGAAAGCUCACUGGAAGUCGUCUACCUCAGAAGUAACAGUAAUGGAUGCAAUGAAUGAUUAA